AAGGAUAGAUUUGACGUUUCUAACAAGCAAACCAAAUUUGCUAGUUUAACUGUGGAAUUUUACGAACUCAGAGAAUGCCCCGCCGAGGAAAGUCAGCUUCUCCACCUCCGCCACAGCGGAGAUCUUCACCGAGUGUUCCGAGAAUCCAGCAGCCACCACCAGUGAGACCCUCUACAACUGCGGUUCCGACCAUUCGUAAUCAAUUGAAGAGGACCCAAACAGUUGCUCCUAAUCAAAGUCCCGGAUUGAUGGCACAGACGGCGGCAACCGCUGGCGGUGUUGCGAUCGGAUCCGUCGUCGGUCAUGCUCUGACCGACAUGAUGAGUGGAUCGGACUCGAGUGCAGCUACGGCUUUGGAUGGGAAAGAAAUUACUCCGGAAACCAGUAACACAGAAGCAAGCGGCGCAGGGCCAUGUACUAUCGAGACGGAACAGUUCCUUUCCUGUGCUCAAGGACAGACCGAUUUGGCGCUUUGCGAAGGAUUUAACGAGGCACUUCAGCAGUGCAAGAAACAGAAUAAACUGUAGCAAACAGGAACAGGAUAAAAUUUCUAAUAAAUAAAAU
Messenger RNA from Wyeomyia smithii (pitcher-plant mosquito), 564 nucleotides. RefSeq names its product coiled-coil-helix-coiled-coil-helix domain-containing protein 10, mitochondrial-like. Bases 75 to 527 code for a protein of 150 amino acids. NCBI's taxonomy places the organism in Eukaryota, Metazoa, Arthropoda, Insecta, Diptera, Culicidae. Gene Ontology annotation, biological process: mitochondrion organization. The transcript has a single exon. The record is from RefSeq and is a predicted model, not a curated record. Gene Ontology annotation, cellular component: mitochondrion; nucleus.